This is a messenger RNA of Lycium ferocissimum, 2294 nucleotides long. Its product is annotated as serine carboxypeptidase 1-like. Gene Ontology annotation, biological process: proteolysis. The transcript has 8 exons. NCBI's taxonomy places the organism in Eukaryota, Viridiplantae, Streptophyta, Magnoliopsida, Solanales, Solanaceae. The coding region runs from base 744 to 2207 and encodes 487 amino acids. The record is from RefSeq and is a predicted model, not a curated record. Gene Ontology annotation, cellular component: vacuole. Gene Ontology annotation, molecular function: serine-type carboxypeptidase activity.
CACAUUUUCUAAUGUACUCCGAGCUUGGUUUUGAUUAUUACAUACAAGCGAAAAAUAGAGGACACACAUUUCUUUUUUUUUUUUUUAGAAGAUUUCUGAAUUUAACUUCAUACUAGAGAAUGAAGGAAUGUACUCCAUUAAUAGAUGCCUUUACGUUUAAAUUAUGGACUAAUAAUUUUGCAGUUCAUGUAAAGCAGUACAGUAUUUGUCAAUUCAGAUUGUUACAAGUUUAAGAAGCAGUACUUUAAGUGCAAAAACUGAUUUGUAAAUAAACACACUUAUGCCGAAGAAAAGCUAUUCAAUAUUACAUAUUAUACAGAAAAAAACAUAAGACAAACAUGAAGAUAAAGACUGAAAGGAAAGUAUGAUGUAAUUCUCAUAGACGUAAGGAAAUCAGUAGUAAUUUUUUGGAACUUCUUUUCAUUUACAAAAAAAUAAAAUUAAAGGAUUAAUUUAAUUUAGACGAUUGCACAAAGCGCGGGCAAAUUUAGUAUAUAUAUAGCACGGGUACUUCAAUUAAUCUCUUUUCCCGAGUGAUUGUCUGAUUGAAACAACUUAUUAAGAAACAAGUCAUAGCUGUAAAAAGCGUAUGACGUUUUAACCAAAGAGCGCUAAGGACGAAGAUGUUAGUCCAAUUUGAGUACAAGAAAAAAGAGCUGAUCGACAUUCUCAAUGUUUUCCAUACUCUAUAUAAUAAAAAGAGUUAUCCUUGAAUUAUCACAAACCAUUUCUUGUUUCUUUGCAUGGGAAGCAAGAAAAUGAAAGUUUCCUCUGUUUUAAGUGUUUUUCUAAUUUUGUGCUAUCUAGUUGCGCAACAAUGUUACGCAGGGGAAGUAGAUGUUCUACGUGAAUUUCUCAAGUAUCGACGGGCAAAAACAAGUGUUAUUAACCAGGGCUUAGCGCCUGCUGAGAAACAUAGAUCAGUGUCAGAAUUCGUAGUGCCACAAGUAGGAUCAAAGGAAGAUGACAAGAUCUCGGCAUUGCCAGGGCAACCAAGUGGGGUGAAUUUUGAUCAAUAUUCAGGAUAUGUUACUGUUGAUGCCAAUGCUGGUAGAGCCUUGUUCUAUUACUUGGCGGAAUCGUCUCAUGAACCUACUACAAAGCCUCUUGUUUUGUGGCUAAAUGGAGGACCUGGUUGCUCCUCGUUCGGGAAUGGAGGGAUGGUGGAACUUGGACCCUUCCGCGUCAAUAAAGACGGAAAAACCUUGUGGCUCAACCCUUUUGCCUGGAACAAUGCGGCAAAUGUCCUCUUUUUAGAAUCACCUGCUGGUGUUGGAUUCUCUUAUUCUAAUACAUCAUCGGACUAUACUACUGGAGACGAAAAGACUAAAAAGGAUAGCUUCACCUUUCUCGUCAAUUGGAUGGAAAAAUUCCCAGAAUAUAAACACCGUGAUUUCUACAUUAUUGGAGAGAGUUAUGCUGGUCACUAUGUGCCUCAACUUGCUCAGCUGAUCUUAUCCCACAAGAAAUCAGAACCCAACCUUGUCAUUAACUUGCAAGGAAUAGCUACUGGAAAUGCCCGCCUCGAUGAUGAAGCAAUGAGUAGGGGUACAUAUGACUUUUAUUGGACACAUGCACUAAUAUCAGAUGAAGUCCAUGGAGGAAUUGUCUCUAAUUGCAACUUCUCAGCAGAAGCGUCUAACUCAGAAGCUUGCUAUGAGUACAUAGCCCAAGCAGAUUCAUCUCAAGCCAAUAUAUACGAUUAUAACACAUAUUCCCAACUGUGCAACUCCUCUGCCUAUUUCGCCCAUCCUAUAGAUGGAUUUGAUCCAUGUUCAGCUGAUUACGUAUUUAAUUACCUAAACACUGCUGAAGUACAAAAGGCACUUAAUGUCAGAGAUAUACCCCAUUCCUGGUAUUCUUGCGGUGGCGUAAGUUGGCAAGACUCCCCAGAUACUGUUCUUCCAAUCAUUCAAGAGCUCAUGCAAAGUGGCAUUAGGGUUUGGAUAUAUAGCGGAGACGUAGAUCAUAUUUUGUCUGUAACGACAAGUAGAUAUGCUAUUGACAAAAUCAAAACACCAGUCAAAACGCCAUGGUACCCCUGGUUCUUCCAAGGCGAGGUUGGCGGUUAUGCAGUAGAAUACCAGAACUUGACAUUCGUGACGGUUAGAGGAGCGGGGCAUUUCGUCCCAAGCUAUCAGCCUGGCCGUGCAUUGACCAUGUUCUCAUCCUUCAUCAAUGGCACACUCCCUCCUCGUCUCCGCUAAACAGAAGAUAUAUUGUGAAAAAAGAUUGCUGGUUUCAUAUGGAAUAAAUUUUGUACGAUUAGUUAGUUAUUGCAUUACUCUUUUAUG